Messenger RNA from Hydra vulgaris (swiftwater hydra), 939 nucleotides. RefSeq lists its product as uncharacterized. The record is from RefSeq and is a predicted model, not a curated record. Lineage: Eukaryota; Metazoa; Cnidaria; Hydrozoa; Anthoathecata; Hydridae.
UUUAAAUUUUUUUUUAACAGUUGAUUUUAUUAAUUUCUAUUAUAUAGAAGAUAUAGUCAAUGAGGAUAAAGUUAAUAUUGUAGAGCAUAACAAUGAUGAGAUAGAAGGACACAUUCAAGGGGAGAGCACCAGUAAAAAUAAAAACAAUGUAGAUUUUUUGCCAGGUAGUUGCAGUCAUGGUGAAUCUGUGCAUUUUAUUUGAAAACUAUUGCAAAAAAAAUAUAUAAUAAAAAAAAAUUUUUUUUAGAUUAAAUUUAUUUCAAUGUAAUUGUAUUUAUUUUAGAUAUUUCGAUGAUAAAAUUUCCUCCUUUUACUGCAAAGAGAGGGCGUCCUAAAGGAGCAGAGCUCACAGUAAUUGGAUUGCCUUCCAAGAAAAAAAAGUAUAGACAGGCUUCUAAUGGAAAACCAGUUCCUUUUAUCCAAAAACAACCUAAUGAAAAAUUUGAAAUUAUGCUUUGUUGGUUAUUGUCUAAAGAGGAUGUUAAAAAAGCUAUGGAGGGUUCUUUGAUGGAUAAAAAUAGUGUAGAGGUAUGCCCAGAAAAAGUACACCCCAGCAUAAUAGAUGAUGCUAUUAAUGUUGGGAGUAUACAAGCAUUCUUUACAAAGGAAGCAUGGCUGCUGGUUAAUCAAGUUAUUGAUAAGGUGAAGCUUGCACCUAACUGGACAUGCACAGUUUGUAAAGAAAGAGUUGAAGAAGAAUGUAUUAGUUGUGACUCAUGUCUGAAUUGCUACCACUUUCAAUGUGCUAGCCUGAAAAAGUCCCCAAAAUCUAGAUUUUGGUUUUGUAAAAACUUUUUAUGUUGUGAUAUGUGUCACUCAGAUGACACAUGUCAUUCAGAUAAUUUAUGUCUUGUUUUAUGUCACAGUAUUUGUAUUAUAACAAUAGAAGAAUUUUAUAAUCUGAAUAAAUUACUAAGAGUUUUAAAUGGGGCAAAAUAA